Messenger RNA from Xenia sp. Carnegie-2017, 2204 nucleotides. RefSeq names its product protein LTV1 homolog. Gene Ontology annotation, biological process: ribosomal small subunit biogenesis; ribosomal small subunit export from nucleus. The record is from RefSeq and is a predicted model, not a curated record. Lineage: Eukaryota; Metazoa; Cnidaria; Anthozoa; Malacalcyonacea; Xeniidae. The coding region runs from base 189 to 1586 and encodes 465 amino acids. Gene Ontology annotation, cellular component: preribosome, small subunit precursor; nucleus; cytosol. The transcript has 14 exons.
GCGAGACUUCAUGUAAGGUAGCGAGGUCACCACAUAAUUCACAUGAGUGUUUGUGAUUGUAUUUUGAAUUUUUUAUCCUGUAUAUAAAUAUGUUUUGUUGCGAAAGAUAGACAGAUAUGGUGGUGCUUGUAUUUUAAAUUGUUAGAUUAUGUGACGGGAAAUCAUUGACCAAAAUUUGCAGAUAAGGCAUGGGAAAGAAAAAGCAAUUUAUCAAUAAGAAAAAUGCAGUCAGUUUUCUUUUGGUUCAUCGUAGCCAACGUGAUCCUUUACAAGCUGAUGAGUACAGUUCAAAACAUGUCCUUUUACCACUUGAUGACAGUAACAAAGCUUUGGAUGAUGGAAAUCAGACCACUGGAUCUGAAAAGUUAGUACGAGUUGAAGCAGAAAAACGUCGUCAAGAGCAGCAGAGCUAUGGUGUGUUUUAUGAUGAUGACUACGAUUAUCUACAGCAUUUGAAACCCAGGACAAACCCAAGCCUUGAACCACUUCCGUACAAUAUCACUGUCGUUGAGGCAAAAAAGUCGAAAAGGAAGCAGUUUGGCAAUGUUUCUCUACCCACAGAAGCGUUUGGUUCAACUUGCGAGGAAGACGAAGGACUUCUUAAUCUUGCUGCUACGGUCCCAGGUCCUCGACCGGACUGGGACCCAGAUAUUGUUGCUGCGUUAGACGACGCGCUUGAUCUAGACGAUCCGGACAACAUACUAGAAGAUGAUUUUGUUUUGAAAGCAAAUGAAUCUCACGAAGAAACCAGGUUUCGUCUUGGAGAAAAUUGCGAAAGUGACGAAGAGUACUAUUUUUCGGACUGCGACUAUUCCGAUGACAACCAGUUCAGCGAUGCUGCUAUCUCGGACGACGAUCACGUGUCAAAAUUUUCAAAAUAUUCAAUGACGUCAUCCGUAAUACGGCGAACUCAAGAACUUUGCCUUCUUGACGAUCGUUUUGAAAAGAUAAUGGAAGAUUACGAUGACAAUGAAAUUGGAGCGUUAAAUAAUGAAGAAGUGACAGGCGAUUGCGGUUUCAACGAUCCGUUGAUCAACAGCAUUACGAAUGAUCUAAUUAAAGACGACGAUAACAACAGCAUUUCUGAUAAAGAGAAUUUGAAAGUGCCAAAAGUUCACUUUGACAUUUGUGAGAAUAACUCAUCAAAUUUUGAUGGCGAGGAAUUUGUAAAGAUUGAAGAAGUAGCAAACGAACAGUGGGACUGCGAGUCAAUUUUAAGCACUUAUUCGAAUUUGUACAACCAUCCCACACUAAUUAAAGAAUCUUCAAAGAAUCUCGGCGACAAGCGUAUUGCCCUGUCAAAACGUGAUGGAAUCCCCUUGGGAGUGCUUUCAGAUGGAAAGAAAGACAAAAUUACGAAGUCUUCUGAAAUGAAAGUUUCUGACAAUGCUCAUAGACAACUUGAAAACUAUAACAGGUCACGUGACGAAACGAAGGAAGAGAAAAGGGCGCGAAAACAAAAAGUCAAGAACGAAAGACAGAUGAGAAGAUCGCAGAAGAAAUGCAACAAAUUGCUUUUUAAAGAAGAGCGAAAAAGACAAGAAAAGUCGCAAACAGCAAUUUUGAUGGGGCAUAAAAUACAAUAAAUGGUCGUCCGAGGUAUCGAUGUAAGUUUUGUCGCCAUUUGUAAUAUUGGUAAUAGCUAACUUUUCUUUCGUGGCACGCUUGGUCAUCUUUGUAUUUGUGUGCUAUCUUUAGUAGCUAUUGCAACGAUUGUGACAGUUGACCUUAUCAUCUAACUCAAAAACUUUCAGGAACAUAUUUUAUCUCGUUGUUUUUAAAGUUUGUAACACUGGCAAUAGAUUUUGUUGGCGGAAAACGUAUUUUUGUCAACAGCAAGCCCAGCUUAUUGCAGGUAAAUGAAUAGCCGUUAUAAUAAAAAAAACCCAUAAAAUAUCAGAAUAUAAAUGAAAUAAAAAUUUUUCUUUACAUUUUGUAAUCAUAAUGGUUUUUCAUGCACUUGCAAUAAGCUGUGCUUUAAUGUUUAUAACAAGUUUCUGACAUUAACAGCGUCGUCGUAAAGAAGUAAUUUUCGAGUGGGCUCAACAAGGCCUCAGAGAUGGUAGAGGGCAACAAUUAUGAAAAAGAAAACAUAUUUGUUUGUUUACAUAUAGUUAUAGAAAAACACUUGGGAAUUUUUGUAAGGAACGAGAAUUUGCGUGGCAAAGAUCUGUUCAUUUCUCGUACAUUUUUUUAACUGUUCA